Molecule: messenger RNA, 4918 nt
Organism: Ficedula albicollis (Collared flycatcher)
Lineage: Eukaryota; Metazoa; Chordata; Aves; Passeriformes; Muscicapidae
Gene: SLCO5A1
Product: solute carrier organic anion transporter family member 5A1
Exons: 9
Biological process (GO): sodium-independent organic anion transport; transmembrane transport
Cellular component (GO): membrane
Molecular function (GO): protein binding
Source: RefSeq, a predicted model, not a curated record
GGGGUGGCGGGCCCCCCGGGCAGAGCGUGCCUGCGGGCAGUGCUGGCGGACUCGCGCUGCUUCCUGGUGUGCAUGUGCUUCCUGACCUUCAUCCAGUCCCUCAUGGUCUCCGGCUACCUGAGCAGCGUCAUCACCACCAUCGAGCGGAGAUACAGCCUCAAGAGCUCGGAGUCGGGGCUGCUGGUCAGCUGCUUCGACAUCGGGAGCCUGGUGGUGGUGGUCUUCAUCAGCUACUUCGGGGGUCGCGGGCGGAGGCCGCUCUGGCUGGCCGUAGGGGGGCUGUUCAUCGCCCUGGGCGCUGCGCUCUUCUCCUUACCUCACUUCAUCUCUCCGCCGUACCAGAUCCAGGAGCUGAACUCCUCCGUCACGAACGAGGGCUUGUGCGUGGCUGGCAAUGCCACUGCCAAAGAGCAGUGGGACACAUCGGCCUGCGCCAAGGACACCGGCGGAAAUGACCACUCUCUCUAUGUAGCUUUAUUCAUUUGUGCCCAGAUCCUCAUUGGCAUGGGCUCGACACCCAUCUAUACCUUGGGACCAACCUACUUAGAUGACAAUGUCAAGAAAGAAAACGCCUCGCUUUACCUAGCCAUCAUGUAUGUAAUGGGAGCACUUGGACCUGCAGCUGGAUACUUAUUAGGAGGACUUCUUAUUGGUUUCUAUGUUGAUCCUAGGACAACUGUGUACAUUGACCAGAGUGAUCCCCGAUUCAUUGGAAACUGGUGGAGUGGAUUUCUCCUUUGUGCCAUUGCUAUGCUCCUUGUGAUAUUUCCCAUGUUUACCUUUCCGAAAAAGCUCCCUCCUCGACACAAAAAAAAGAAAAAGAAGAUGAAUUCUGAUGAUGUUUCAAGUGAUGAUGAUGUGAUGAAGGAGAAAACAAGUAGCAAAACAGAAACAGAUAGUUCAGUUUCUGCCUCUAUGGGAUUUGGAGAGAAUGUUAAAGAGCUUCCAAGAGCAGCUGUCAGGAUCUUAAGCAACAUGACAUUCCUUUUUGUGAGUUUGUCAUACACAGCUGAGAGUGCCAUUGUCACAGCUUUUAUUACCUUCAUUCCCAAGUUCAUCGAGUCACAGUUUGGCAUCCCAGCUUCCAAUGCCAGCAUCUACACUGGUGUGAUUAUUGUCCCAAGUGCUGGCGUUGGUAUUGUCCUAGGUGGCUACAUUAUAAAAAAGCUGAAACUUGGUGCAAGAGAGUCUGCAAAGUUGGCUAUGAUCUGCAGUGGUGUAUCUCUGCUAUGCUUUUCAACACUCUUCAUUGUUGGAUGUGAAAGCAUUAAUCUAGGGGGAAUAAAUAUACCUUACACAACUGGUCCCACUCUUGCCAUGGCCCACAGGAAUCUGACUGGAAGCUGCAAUGUUAACUGUGGAUGUAGGAUUCAUGAGUACGAGCCUGUCUGUGGAUCAGACGGAAUAACAUAUUUUAAUCCUUGCCUAGCUGGCUGCAUCAGUGGUGGAAACCACAGCACAGGGGUCAGAAAUUACACAGAAUGUGCCUGUGUGCAGAGUCGCCAGGUGAUCACCCCGCCGACAGUGGGCCAGCGCAGUCAGCUCCGGCUGGUGAUCGUCAAGACCUACCUGAAUGAGAACGGCUACGCUGUGUCUGGGAAGUGUGACCGAACCUGCAACACGCUCAUCCCAUUCCUCAUCUUUCUCUUCAUUGUAACCCUUAUAACAGCAUGUGCCCAGCCAUCAGCAGUCAUUGUGACACUCAGGUCUGUGGAAGAUGGGGAGCGACCCUUUGCACUAGGAAUGCAGUUUGUUUUAUUAAGAACUCUUGCUUACAUUCCCACUCCAAUUUAUUUUGGGGCUGUUAUUGACACCACGUGCAUGCUUUGGCAACAGGAUUGUGGCGUACAAGGAUCUUGUUGGGAAUACGAUGUCACCUCGUUUCGUUUUGUCUACUUUGGGUUGGCAGCUGCUCUCAAGUUCGUGGGAUUCUUUUUUAUUUUCCUGGCCUGGUAUUCCAUAAAGUGCAAAGAAGAACAACUGCAGAGACAGAGUUGGAGGGCUUCGCCGGUGAACACUGUGAGUGAGAUGGUUGGACAAGCUGGACCCCAACAAAACUAUGCACGGACUAGAUCCUGCCCUACCUUCAGUUCCCAAGGAGACAUCAGUGUGGCACAAGGAAUGAACUGCUUAGCACAGACCUACCCCGGCCCUUUUUCAGAAGCAAUAAAUUCCUCAAAUGAAAAUGCAUUGGAAGAAGUUGUUGAGAUAUAGACCCCUGGCUUGGUAAUGUAAUAUUUAGUUUUGUUGGUUGACUUAGUUACGGCGCCUUGUAAAACACCUGUGCCUUCUCUUUUUAAUCUAAAUGUAACACGUGAUAAAACCAACAAAGCUUGAUGCAAACAACCAUAAUAUGUUCCUGAGGGCUGGAUACCUCAAACCACCCGAGUUCUUAUUUCUCCCCUCCUGACGACGGAGUUUUAAAAAUUGUGUUUGUAAUUAUUUCAGAUGUGUCCAUUAAAUGUCCAUGCUCUGAUCUAAUACCAUUGUAAAGCUGAGGUGUUACGAACAGCAGAAGUCAGUGGAAGAGUGACAAAAACUCAUAUUGUUGAUGUCUAGACUCACAAAAAUGCUUAAAUGUAUUGUCAACUUCAUAUCCGCAAAUUGUAUUUUUAAGAGAUGAGUAAUUACUGUGAGUUCUGCUACAAAGCACAACUGAACCUAUUUAAACUAUGCAACUUACUUGGAUAAUUGUAUGUGCAGCAAAUUAAGUUUAAAGCUUGCUUUUAAAGACAUUACUGCAACUGAAUUUGAAAGGGGCUAUUUUCAGGAGUAAUCAUUAAAUUAAAAAAUAACAUAAGGUUUAAAGUACUGUUAAUAACGUGUCAAGCCAUACAAGAUUUAUUCAUCAGGUAACGUUUGCAAAUGUUGAGUUGUAACAUCUUUAUCCUGUCAAAAUGUGCAUUAAUUUUCACUUGAUGGGAUGUAGUCAUUCUUCACAAAGUAUAUAGAAUACUGUAAUACUUGAAGUAAAAAACUUCAGUAUUGGUUUAUAGUAACAUUAGGAUGUAGAAAUUAUACAGACAUACCAGAGCAGAUACGUGCACAUUUCUGCAAUGUUAUUUGGGUGGCUGUUAACUAGCACCAAGUCCAUACUUUCCUGAAGAAGAAAACAGCUGGUUAUAGCUUGACAGGAAGUUUGGCUGUCCUUCAGAACUGCAUGCCAGUCUAGUUCAGCUUCAGUGGGAAGUCCUGAGGGAGAGCUGAUGGCCUUGUCUGGUGCUGGGACCUGGCGGGUCCCUGGCAGCCAGCAGCAGCAGAGUUCAGGCUGCAGGAGGGAGCAGAGCCUGCCCACCCUGGUGCCAGCUGGGAGGCUCUCCCUGCACUCCUGGCACCCAGGACAGCUGGGAGGGGAGGGCUGGUGACACCCAGCACUGGGCAGCCUGGUGGGACAGGCAUGGAGCUCCUGGCUGUGUGGUUUGUCCCACACAUCUGCCUUUACUCUCCUCAGUUUCACUGGAAGCUCCUGUGAAGGCAAAGGGUGAGUUUGUCUCUCCUUUGGCCCUCCGGGUGAAGGGCUAAGAAUAGAAAUAGGAAUUAUUGGUGAGUGUGGACUCACAGGACAUGAUGUGGCCUUUGUUUAUUCCAAAUUACUGUAGUGUGUUCUCUCCCUGGGAGAUGCUGAGACUUUCCAAUCAAACGUGCUUGGCUUUUCAUUUCUUGCUCUGGAGGCUUUUUAGUGCCAAGCUCAUGAGGUACUAGUGAUGUCUCAAAGGGCAGAAAAUUAUGUCAGUUGGACACUGGCAAGUCAAGGCUGUAUUGGGCCCUGCAGGGGAAGUCUUAGAAGUGUAAGAAAUUAAAAAGCAGUCUUUUAAGAGGACUCAGUGAUAGUCUGGUUUGGAUUUUGCAGAGUAGAGAACUUGUGUGCAAAGGAAAGAGCAGAGCUUCUACAUAUUUUUGCACAGAGUUAUUACUGAUUUGAUUUUUCACUUUAGAACAUGUAUAUUGAUCAAACACUAUAUGGAACCAAGUCCUUGAAAAUAAAGGCAGUACUCUCCUUGGCAUCCAUUGAGUUGUCCUGGGAAGAGUAGAUUUCCCUCUCUGCCUUUGCCAAAUGCCUUUUGUCAUCACCUGGGUCCUCUUGACCAGCACAUGGGACUACCCAUGGGGCUGCUUAUUUCAGAAUGUCUCAGUCCAUUUAUGUAGUUUAUAACAGUUCUUACUCUUCCUGUCUGAAAACUCUGAUUCUUCCACCCCAAACAUAGAGGAAUAUUGUUUUGAUCUCUUCCUGCUAUUCUGUCCAUAUUAACAGCUUUUUUUGGGUUAAGUGUGAGAAUGUCUUUUCCUCUUUUGCAGCCACCAGAUACAAUGUGUCCUCAGUCAUCACAAACUUUCUGUGAUAACUGGGUCCUACACUUCUUGUCCUGAGAAAUAGGUUUCCUUGGCUCAAAGGUGUUUGAUAUAUAUGCUGUAGGAGAUCAGAAUAGAUGAUAAAAAUGUUUCCUUUUCUUCAGUCUCAAGUGCUUGUUGCACCAAGAAUUUUCUACCAUGGCAAAAAAUGGCAAAGUAAUAGGACAAAGUGUAAUUGCAGGCCAGCACUCAUCCAUUUUUAUCACUUCCCCAUUUUAAUCAUCACAGGGAGAAGUGAAGAGUGACAAUCUUUUCAAAUACCUCAGAAACAGAGCAUUUAGGGAACUGUAAAAGACUGAAGAUUAAUCAUCUAUCCUGAUCUCUUAUAUUUAAUGCCUUGUGUGCUUCUAUUUCAUACAAAAACCAAGGGAUAGCAGAUUAGGACUGUCAGGAACUAAUGGCACUGAACCAAAGAAUGGGAGUGAUAAAAAGUGACACUUCUGCAGCUGCUGGUGUUUCUGAACUUUCAGGGGAUUUCAGAGCUUGUUGCAGUGAAGACUGUCUACUUUUUAGGUUAUCCUGACCCUUUGACUUACAACAAGAUUCAGAUUUCCUAAAUGGUUGAAAA